AUGGUCACCGAGCAGUCCAAUCCCGUCACCCUCAUCGUCCUUGGCGGCGGUCAGCGUGGUGUUGUCUACGCCAACUAUGCUCUCCACAACCCACACCUGGCCAAGGUCGUCGCUGUCGCCGACCCGCGCGAGGCCCGCCGCAAGAUCUUUGCUCGCCAGCACCACCUCGCCGACGACAGGCUCUUCAGUGACUGGGAGGAGGUUGCCAAGCUCCCGCGCUUCGCCGACGCCGUCCUCGUCACCACGUUGGACCAGCUGCACGCGCCGGCCGUUAGCGUCUUCUCCAAGCUCGGGUACCACAUCCUGUGCGAAAAGCCCAUGGCCACCGAGAUUUCCGACUGCGUCAACAUGGUCAAGGAGAUCCAAGGCAGCGCUGGUACGAGCCCCACUGGCCACCCACUCAUCUUUGGUGUCGGUCACGUCCUCCGGUACUCGCCCUACAACCGCGCGGUCAAGGAGGUGAUCGACUCGGGCGUCCUCGGAGACAUUGUCAACAUCCAGCACAUGGAGCCCGUUGGCAACGAGCACUUUGCCCACUCGUUCGUCCGCGGAAACUGGGGCAAGGAGCACGAGACUACCUUUGCCCUCAUGGCCAAGUGCUGCCACGACCUCGACAUCCUCUCAUACUACCUCGAUGGCCGCAAGCCCAACCGCAUCUCGUCGUUUGGCUCGGUCGCGCAUUUCAAGCCCUCCAAGAAACCCGCGGCUGCCGGAGACGUCAAGCGCUGCCUCGACUGCAAGGCCGAGAAGGACUGCGUGUGGUCUGCCCAGAAGAUCUACCUCGACGCCUUGGAGCCCGACAGCAAGCGCAGGGUCGGCUGGGCCCGCGUCAUUGUCCACGACACGGACGUGACCAAGGAGAAUGUCACCCGCGCUCUCGAGGAGGGUCCGUACGGUAUCUGUGUCUACGAGGCCGGCAACGACGUGGUCGACCACCAGGUCGUCAACAUCGAGUACGACGGCGGCGUCACUGCCAACAUGACCAUGAGCGCAUUCACCGAGGCCGAGUGUGCCCGCCGCACCGUCAUCCAGGGCACACGGGGCGAGCUCGUGGGCGACAUGAACACGUUUACCGUCUUUGACUUUCUCUCACGCUCAAGCCGCACCGUCGUCCCCGACAACGGCGUGGGCGCCCACGGCGGCGGAGACGGUGUGCUCGCCGAGUGCUUUGUCGCUGCAGUGGCGAACGACGACCAGUCCCUCCUCGGUGUCACCCCCGACGACAUUCUCAACAGCCACCUCACGGUCUUUGCGGCUGAAAAGGCACGGCACGAGAACCGUGUCGUCGACUUUGACGAGUUUAAGCGCCAGGUCGUGGACAAGGCAGCAUAG
Molecule: messenger RNA, 1332 nt
Organism: Apiotrichum porosum
Lineage: Eukaryota; Fungi; Basidiomycota; Tremellomycetes; Trichosporonales; Trichosporonaceae
Exons: 3
Coding region: 1-1332 (443 amino acids)
Molecular function (GO): nucleotide binding
Source: RefSeq, a predicted model, not a curated record